AUGAACACAUUCGUGAUUCCGGGUUUCGAGCCAGAGCCCAGUGAAGACAAUGACGAAGACCAGAAAGUAGCAGAGAAGUACUAUCUUGCCAUUGAUAAUAACAUGUCUGUCGUAUUGUCGAGUAUUCCAUUAGCUAUUGUUCCGGAGAAACAUAAUCCAACUUUCACCUUCAUCCAGCAAAUCACAGAAGAAGAACAUUCAGCACUAGGAAAUGAGAUUUUAGAAGAAAAAGUUGAUUUUGACGAGGACAAUUACAUACAUUGUGAUAUAUGCGAUCGUUUCUUCCGCGGAGCAUGUAAAGAUCAUCCUCUCUUCUUAGUUUCUGAUCGAUCCCCUAAGGAUAAGCACAAAUCAGUUGCUCCACAAACAAGUCCAAGUUUCGUAAAGAUUAACCCGUCAAAAAUUCCGAACGCUGGUUUGGGAGUUUUCGCAACUUCGGCUAUACCUAGGGGAAUCGUGUUUGGGCCAUAUAAGGGUCGAUUAAUCAAAGAUCCUAAAGAUGCCACUUCGGACGGAUAUUGCUGGGAGUUAACUACAAAGACGCAACACUGUUAUAUCGACGGAAGUGACGAAAAUUGUUCUAAUUGGAUGAGAUACAUCAAUCACAGCAUGCAUGAAGCUGAACAAAACGUUAUUGCUUUCCAAUACUUGGGAUGUGUGUACUAUCGAGUAUUCAGACCAAUCGAGAAAGAAGAAGAAAUACUUGUCUAUUACGGAGAAAGCUUUGCUAAUGCUCUGUUAACUGGUCAAGGAGGCGUUUGUUCAAUCCGUAAGCCAAAGAAGAAAGCGAAACUAACUAAGAAUAACCCGUUUAUUCGAAUGUAA
This is a messenger RNA of Auanema sp. JU1783, 825 nucleotides long. NCBI's taxonomy places the organism in Eukaryota, Metazoa, Nematoda, Chromadorea, Rhabditida, Rhabditidae. The record is from the annotation of a GenBank genome assembly.